UUGGCGGGAGUAGCUGAAACAUGCUUCGGUCACGGACUGACUCAGUGCUCGCAACCAAAAACAAAAACGAGGAUCGAGCCCUUUUAAAAAACACGGACACUCAUACUUGGUUUGACAUUAUGGGCAUCUAUCCAUCUCCUGUCGUAUUCGCUCUCCUACUGGUGCUGCCGCUGGUAUCAUGUUUUAGUCAAUAUCCAGGAAGUAUCCGAGAUACAAGGGCUCUUUCGGCCGUCAUCAGAUCGAAGAAUACUGCCAUCAGCAGGAAAGAUUCUUGUAAACGAUUGUUGGUGGCGUCAUCUAAUAGCAACCACCGCAAUCACCAACCAUACACAAACAACAAUCACCACCAUGUCGUCGCCUCCAUCCUUUUGCCCAUUGCUAUUUUUUGGGCAACCUCCCUACCUGCUGCUGCUACUGCCGACAGUGCGUUGUCUACCAAUGACUACACCGACCCACUACAUCCCCAAUGCCAACGACACAUUGAAGUCAAUGCCGAUGGCGAAACCUUGCGCUACUCUGGCACUACCGUAGUAGGCGAUGGAAGAGGAUGCAGUCCCAAAGAAGCAAAAGCCGUUGGUGGCAUUCGGCGAUUCGUCUACGAGGGAACGCUCGAUGGCAACAACAACAAGAUGAUAGUAUCGCUGGGGGAUGGCAGUCAUACACAAGGUGUCUGGGAAUCCGAUGGGAUCCGAUGGCAAGAUGGUAGCAAAUGGAUGGUUCAAGAAAAGACUUUGGCUGUGAAAGCAGGGGAAGUCAUUACCUUUUCCUACAUUGGAUUCAGUCUCUUGGCGGGAGUCAAGGGUGUCUACAACGUGGCUCAAAAGAAAAAGGAAGAGUCAGCUUUGAAGUAGCUAUUGGCUAGAUAGUCAUUCAUUCAUUCAUUCAUUAAGCAUAGCAUAGACAAGAUGUUUUGAAACGC
Seminavis robusta is the source of this 919-nucleotide messenger RNA. The record is from the annotation of a GenBank genome assembly. NCBI's taxonomy places the organism in Eukaryota, Bacillariophyta, Bacillariophyceae, Naviculales, Naviculaceae.